Messenger RNA from Thrips palmi, 10061 nucleotides. It is a transcript of the gene N, whose product is annotated as neurogenic locus Notch protein. Gene Ontology annotation, biological process: regulation of developmental process; multicellular organism development; Notch signaling pathway. The record is from RefSeq and is a predicted model, not a curated record. Gene Ontology annotation, cellular component: membrane. Lineage: Eukaryota; Metazoa; Arthropoda; Insecta; Thysanoptera; Thripidae. Gene Ontology annotation, molecular function: Notch binding; calcium ion binding. The transcript is spliced from 19 exons. Bases 237 to 7811 code for a protein of 2524 amino acids.
GCUUCGGCUCGUCAGCUUGCGUCUGACCGCGUACCCUCGCGCCUCGCGUCUCGGCCGCCCCGAGGCCUGCGUUCUUGGCUGUCGCCGCGAUGGCUGCGUGAAAAAAAGUGUCAAGUUUAGAAACUCAAAUGUGGUACCCAUGGAGGUGCGUAAGUGAACGCGUUUGCACGAAGGAGGUGCGGAGUGAAAUUGUGAUUAAGUGAGUGAGAGUGUUGUGGUGUUAGUUUCAAAAUUGAAUGAGUGGUGUGUGUUUUGUGGAACAAGAUAAUGUAAAGUGCUCACCCGAAGGAUACGUUACCCCCGACAUGAAGCCUGUGGAUUACCUUCUGGUUACAACGGCCUUGCUGCUGUGCUUAUGGAAUACCGUCCCCGCUGUCCAAGGAUUCGUGUCAUGCUCGCCCAACCCAUGUAGAAAUGGAGGCGCUUGCGUCACGACGGCGCGCGAGGAGCUGCAGUGCAACUGCACCUCCCUGUACGUGGGCGAGUUCUGCCAGCACCCCAACCCCUGCCACACGGGCCCCGGACCCCGCUGCCAGAACGGCGGGUCGUGCCACGUGCGCGACUCGCCCUACGCGUCCUUCUGGUGCGAGUGCCCCGUGGGCUUCACGGCCUCGCUGUGCGAGAUCAAGCUAGAGAACGCCUGCGACUCGUCGCCCUGCCAGCACGGCGGCACCUGCCAGCUCAGCUCGCUGCACGAGUACACCUGCAACUGCCCGCUCGGCUACACCGGUCGGCACUGCGAGCGCCAGGACUACUGCGCCAGCUCGCCGUGCAAGAACGGCGCGGACUGCGCGUCGCUCGAGUCGACGUACAAGUGCGCGUGCGCGCCGGGCUUCCGCGGCAGCACCUGCAGCGAGGACAUCGUGGAGUGCCUGGCCGAGCCGUGCGUGCACGGCAAGUGCAUCAACACCCACGGAUCGUACAAGUGCAUGUGCGAGCCGGGCUACACGGGCAAGGACUGCGAGAGCGACUACAUCCCCUGCAACCCGUCGCCGUGCCAAAACGGCGGCACCUGCAGGCAGUUGGACGCGCUGAGGUUCGAGUGCGCCUGUCCCAAAGGUUACCGCGGCCCCAACUGCGAGGAGAACAUCGACAACUGCCCGGGCCACCUGUGCCAGCACGGCGCCGAGUGCGUGGACGGCGUCAACGGGUACACGUGCCGCUGCCCGCCGGCCUACACCGGCGAGCUGUGCGAGCAGGACGUGGACGAGUGCUCGCUGCGGCCCUCGGUGUGCCACAACGGCGCCACGUGCACCAACACGGCGGGCUCCUUCUCCUGCAUCUGCGUCAACGGCUGGACCGGCCCGGACUGCUCCGUCAACAUCGACGACUGCGCGGGCGCGGCCUGCUUCAACGGCGCCACCUGCAUCGACCGCGUCGGCAGCUUCUACUGCCGGUGCACGCCGGGCAAGACAGGUCUGCUGUGCCACCUCGAUGAUGCGUGCACGUCCAACCCGUGCCACGCCGACGCCAUCUGCGACACGUCCCCGAUCAACGGCUCCUACACCUGCAGCUGCGCGUCCGGGUACCGCGGCGUGGACUGCUCCGAGGACAUCAACGAGUGCGAGCAGGGUUCGCCCUGCGAGCACGACGGCAUCUGCGUCAACACGCCCGGCUCCUUCGCCUGCAACUGCACCCAGGGCUUCACCGGGCCGCGCUGCGAGACCAACGUCAACGAGUGCGAGUCCCACCCCUGCCAGAACGACGGCUCCUGCCUCGACGACCCCGGCACCUUCCGCUGCGUCUGCAUGCCAGGCUUCACCGGGACGCAGUGCGAGGUGGACAUCGACGAGUGCCAGCCCGACCCCUGCAUGAACGGGGGCAUCUGCAGCGACAUGAUCAACGGGUUCCGCUGCGUGUGCCCCAACGGCUUCACGGGCGCGCGCUGCCAGACCAACAUCGACGACUGCAAGUCCUCGCCGUGCCGCAACGGCGGCAUCUGCUACGACGCGGUGGCCGGCUACACGUGCGACUGCCCGCCGGGCUUCACGGGCGCCAACUGCGAGGUCAACAUCAACGACUGCCAGAGCUCGCCGUGCCACCGCGGCGAGUGCAUCGACGGCGAGAACUCGUUCACCUGCCAGUGCCACCCGGGCUUCACCGGCUACCUGUGCCAGACGCAGAUGAACGAGUGCGAGUCCAACCCGUGCCAGUUCGGCGGCCACUGCGAGGACCUCAUCAACGGGUACCAGUGUCGCUGCCGGCCGGGCACGUCGGGGCCCAACUGCGAGAUCAACGUCAACGAGUGCUACAGCAACCCCUGCCGCAACGGCGCCACCUGCAUGGACGGCAUCAACCGCUACUCGUGCGACUGCGUGGCCGGCUUCACGGGCCACCACUGCGAGACCAACAUCAACGAGUGCGCCAGCAACCCGUGCGCCAACGGCGGCGUGUGCGUGGACAUGGUGGGCACGUUCCGCUGCGAGUGCCCGCGCGGCUACUACGACGCGCGCUGCCUCAGCGACGUGGACGAGUGCGCCAGCAACCCCUGCCUCAACGGCGGCACCUGCGAGGACGGCGUCAACCAGUUCAUCUGCCACUGCCCGCGCGGCUACGGCGGCCGGCGCUGCGAGCAGGACCUCGACGAGUGCGCCAGCAACCCGUGCCAGCACGGCGGCACCUGCGCCGACCACCUCAACGCCUACAGCUGCGCCUGCGUGCCCGGCUACACCGGCACCAACUGCGAGCUCAACAUCGACGACUGCGCCAACAGCCCCUGCAAGCACGGCGGCUCCUGCAUCGACCUGGUGAACGGCUACAAGUGCGUGUGCGAGCUGCCCUUCACGGGCCACGACUGCCUGUCGCGCCUCGACCCCUGCUCGCCGAACCACUGCCGGCACGGCGCGCGCUGCACGCCCUCGGCCAACUACUUGGACUUCGCGUGCAUGUGCGACGUGGGCUACACGGGCCGCCUGUGCGACGAGGACGUGGACGAGUGCGCCGUCUCGGCGCCGUGCCGCAAUGGCGCCACCUGCCAGAACACCAACGGCUCGUACGUGUGCGCCUGCACCAAGGGCUUCGAGGGCCACGACUGCCUCACCAACACGGACGACUGCGCCACCUUCCCCUGCCAGAACGGCGGCACCUGCCUGGACGGCAUCGGCGACUACAGCUGCCUCUGCGUGGACGGCUUCAUGGGCAAGCACUGCGAGGUGGACGUGGACGAGUGCGCCAGCAACCCGUGCCGCAAUGGCGCCACCUGCAACCAGUACGUCAACUCGUACACGUGCGCCUGCCCGCUCGGCUUCUCGGGCACCAACUGCCAGACCAACGACGAGGACUGCACCGAGUCGUCGUGCAUGAACGGCGGCCGCUGCAUCGACGGCAUCAACUCGUACACGUGCCAGUGCCAGGCCGGCUACACGGGCUCCAACUGCCAGUACCGCAUCAACGAGUGCGACUCCAACCCCUGUCUCAACGGCGGCACCUGCAACGACCACGUCAAGUACUACUCCUGCCACUGCCCCUACGGCUACACGGGCAAGCACUGCGAGAACUACGUGGACUGGUGCUCGGGGCAGGGCCAGGGCCAGCCCUGCGAGAACAACGCCACUUGCAGGCAGGACAGGAACCACUAUCAGUGUCUGUGCAGCCCCGGCUGGACCGGCAAGGUGUGCGACGUGGAAAUGGUUGCUUGCAGCGACGCGGCCAUCCGGAAAGGUGUGCACAGGGACCGUCUUUGCAACAACGGAACAUGUGAAGACAUUGGCAACAGCCACCGCUGUCGCUGCUUGGACGGUUACACGGGCAGCUACUGCCAGAAGGAGAUCAACGAGUGUGAAUCUGCUCCCUGCCAGAAUGGGGCCACCUGCGAGGACCUGGUGGGCUCAUACAACUGUCAGUGUGCCAAGGGAUUCCAAGGGCAGAACUGUGAGCUCAAUGUCGAUGACUGUCGCCCCAACCCUUGUCAAAAUGGAGGAACUUGCCAUGAUUUCAUCAAUAAAUUCCGCUGCAGUUGCCCUCCAGGAACGCUGGGUAUAAUUUGUGAGAUCAACGUAGAUGACUGCCAUCCUGGAGCAUGCCACAACAAUGGCACAUGUGUCGAUAAAGUGGGUGGAUUCGAAUGCAAGUGUCCACCAGGAUUUGUUGGCCCACGGUGUGAAGGAGACAUCAACGAAUGUUUGUCUAACCCGUGUCGCAGCCCUGGAACACAAGAUUGUGUGCAGCUCGUAAAUAAUUAUCUCUGCAACUGCAAGCCGGGUUACAUGGGUCGCCAUUGUGAAGCUGAGGUCAACUUCUGUGAAAGCUCACCUUGCCAAAAUGGUGGAGUUUGCCAACAGCACCAAUCAGGUCAUACUUGCCAGUGUCCAGAAGGAUAUUCGGGUGCCAAUUGUGAAUUCUUUGGCUACGACUGUGACUCCAACCCUUGCCAGAACGGUGGUACCUGUAGACAGCCUACCAGUGGACGUGGCUACCUCUGUCAAUGUUUACCUGGAUCCUACGGUCAUCACUGUGAGCUGGACAGCCGCAAUGAGUGUGAGAGCAAUCCCUGUCAGAACGGUGGGGCUUGCCAGGAUUUCAUCGGAGACUACCUGUGCAACUGUCCUCGCACUUGGGCUGGUAAAAAUUGUGAAAGAUAUGACCCCAAGUUCCAAGGAGGUGUUUACCGCCCUGUUGGCAAGUUCAAAGGUGGCCUGGAAUUAGACAUUGACGAUAAGUGCCAGGGAUGUGUAGAGAAAGCAGGCAAUGGCAAAUGCGAUCAAGAAUGUAACAGCUACGCUUGUCAGUUUGACGGCAAUGACUGCUCUUAUGGCAUUGAUCCUUGGCUCAACUGCUCAAGUCCAACAAGAUGCUCUCAAGUAUUUGCCAACGGUCGUUGUGACCCAAUCUGCAACAAUGCAGGCUGCCUGUUUGAUGGGUAUGAUUGUGGUCGCUUAUUCCAGCCUUGCAGCCCUAUUUACGACAAGUUCUGUCAGAAGCGCUAUGCCAACGGUAUUUGUGAUGAGCACUGCAACACUGCAGAAUGCAAUUGGGAUGGUAUGGACUGUGAAAAGGAACCUCCUAAACUUGCACAAGGCUCCUUCUCCAUCAUUCUGCGGAUGGACAUGCACUCUUUCCGGACCAAUCUCAUUGCAUUCCUGCGUCUUUUGGGACAUGAGCUUCAGACGACAGUAAGAGUCAAACAGGACGAUAUGGGAAAUGACAUGAUUUACUCCUGGGAUAUGAACCCAUUAUCUGGAGACAUCAACUUGAGGUCAGGAGUGAUUGCAUACUUCGAAUUGGACAACAGGCGUUGUUUGUCAUCGACAGACACGGAAUGCUUCAACUCAGCUACUGAAGCUGCUGAGUUCCUUGCUGCCAAAGCAUCUAAAAUGGCUCUGUCACAAGAUUUCCCCAUCUACAAAAUCAAAAGGGUUCCUUCAGGCGAUGACCCGGAAAUAGGAGAACCUGCGAAUGCCAAAUAUGUUCUUGUGGGGGUAAUGCUGGUAUGUCUGUGUGGCAUGUUUGUUGGUGUGUUGGUAACUGCCCAACGCAAGAAGGCUGCUGGCAUCACCUGGUUCCCCGAAGGCUUUUUACGCAACAACAGUGGGCAGCGCAGACGCUCUAGGAGGCGUGGACCUGAUGGACAAGAGAUGCGCAAUCUGAGUAGUAAACAAGCCUCAAUGGGCCAUAUUGACAUGGAGCUUCCUCCUCACGGAAUGGUCCCAGGCAUGGGCAGCAUGGGCAACAUGAUGGCUCAAAGCCACUGGUCAGAUGACGAGAGUGAUUUGCCACCUCCGAAACGGAUGCGUGGUGACAUGGGUGGUGGUUAUGCAUCAGAUCACACAGUUGUCACUGAUUAUGAAGAAGCUGAACCUCGUAUGUGGACCCAACUGCAUUUGGAUGCGGCAGAUAUUCGACGCCCCGAUGCUGGUAUUAUGACGCCUCCAAUGGACAACAACUGUGAUGUGGAUGCACGAGGGCCAUGUGGCAUGACUCCCCUGAUGGUCGCAGCCUCUGCAUCAGCUGUGCGUGGAGGUGGCCUGGAUACUGGUGAUGAAGAAGAUGAAGAAAACAAUUGCCAGGCCAUUGCAGAUUUAGUUGCACAAGGUGCUGACCUUAAUGCCACAAUGGACAAGACUGGAGAAUCCUCCUUGCACUUAGCAGCCCGUUAUGCCAGGGCUGAUGCUGCUAAGCGACUGCUUGAUGCUGGAGCCGAUGCAAACUCUCAGGACAACACUGGACGGACCCCUCUUCAUGCAGCUGUAGCUGCUGAUGCCAUGGGAGUGUUCCAGAUUCUCUUGCGCAACCGAGCUACAAACCUGAAUGCCCGUAUGCAUGAUGGGACAACUCCAUUGAUUUUGGCUGCCCGUCUAGCAAUUGAAGGAAUGGUGGAAGAUCUCAUCAACGCUGAUGCUGAUAUCAAUGCUGCGGAUAAUUCAGGCAAGACCGCCCUUCACUGGGCGGCUUCCGUCAACAAUGUGGAUGCUGUCAACAUCUUGUUGACCCAUGGCGCCAACAGAGAUGCUCAGGAUGAAAAGGAGGAGACACCUCUUUUCUUAGCCGCUCGUGAAGGCAGUUAUGAAGCAUGCAAAGCACUGCUGGACAGCUUUGCCAAUAGAGAAAUCACUGAUCACAUGGAUAGGUUGCCCAAGGAUGUGGCAAGUGAGAGAUUACACCAUGAUAUUGUAAGACUUCUCAAUGACCAUGUGCCGCGGAGCCCACAUCCUGUUUCAGUCAUUCCUAGUGGCCCAUUGCUGGGACCAGGCAAUGCUGAAGCUUCCCCUGGUAGUCAGCAUCACCUCAUCAGCCAGCCAACAGUAAUUGGGGCCAAAACAACCAAGUCAAAGAAGAGACCAAAGUCUUCCAUGCAUGGCAAUGGUCCCAACAACAAUCCUACAAGUCCAGACAUGGACAAUAACAAUGGUGCUGCUGCCGUGAGAAGGAAACCUAGUGUCAAGAAAAAGAAAGCGAGUCCAUCUCACAAUAUGGACCAAGGAGUGCGCAGUGUAGAAAGCGUGCUCGCCCUAUCUCCAGGGCAGUCACCUGGCAUGCCUGACUACGAGAGUGGACAGAUGUAUGGCAGCCUAAUGAGUGGCCAGGUGAAACAGCCGCCAAGUUAUGAAGACACCUACAAAAGCAUCCACUUAGAGCAGCUAGACAACAUGGAUCGGGUUGAUCCAUUGGAUCACUACAACAGUCCUUAUGGUGUAGCCAGCUUUCACGACCAGCAAACGUCGCUCGGGCUGCCGCCGCACGGCCGCCAAGCCGGCGGGGGCGGAGGCGGAGGCCUGCCCCUCACGCUGGGCGUAACGCUGGGCCAGCCUCAGCCUCUACAGCUGCAGCACCCCAGCACGCUGUCGCCGCCCUACUCCAACAACCAGAGCCCACCCCACAGUAUCAACAUGAGCCUGUCGCCCGCCAGCUACCUCAGCUCGCCCUCGCCCACCAAGUCAAGACCGUCCCUCCCCACCUCGCCCACCCACUACGCCGCGCUACGCGCCGCGACCCACCAGAAGCACGGUCCCACCACUGGGCAGCAGCCUGUGAGCUUCGACUUCGAGCUGGCAGCGUACAGCCUGCAGAACCAGCAGCAACAGCAGCAGAGUUUGCAGCAGCUCCAGCAGCAGCAACAGCAGAGCUCAAAUUUUUACCCCCAAUACCUAACGCCGCCGUCUCAGCACUCGGCGCACCUAGGCCCAGACGGCACGCCUCAGCACCAGCCUCAAAUCCAGGCUCCUGAGAAUUUCCCAACUCCUUCCCCGGAAUCACCGUGGAACUGGUCGUCGUCCUCACCUCUGUCAAACUCGGACUGGUCAGAGGGAAUUUCCAGCCCCAAUGCCUGUCCACAGUCCAGUCAGCAUCCAAAGUCUGAAGCUAUUUAUAUUUAGAUUCCUUUUUGCCCCUUAUUCCCAUUUUUAUCAGGGAAAGGACAAUGUAUUUAUUUAUACACAUGAGUAGGAAUUGCCAUUUUAGUGCCUUUCUUGAUGUUGCCGAAUUUGUGUGUUUUGCUCGUUCAGCACUGCACCAACAAAUAUAUUACAACAGAACCUGUCAUUGAAAUUUAUUUAUUGUUUCAUUCAAAAUAAGUGCUCAAUAUAAUCCAACAUUGAUUGGAAAUGAUUCAGUGCUCAUUGGUGCUGUUUGUCUGUAAUUUUGCCUGACAUUGCUAGUUUGAUCAUGUGUGCUGCUGAACUGCAUUUCUUUAGUUAAUAAAUCACGACUCGUGUGCUAUCAUUCUUUGGUGUAAUGAAGAUCUCACUAUUGUAUUGGUCACAAGGUAACUGCUGCCAAGUAGUAAUCAUUGCUUAGUUGAAAAUAAUGUUGAACUUAAAAGUUUUUCAAGACUUGAUGUUCAACAAAAGUUAAUCAGAGUAAUAAUAAUCAAGUGUUUGCAUUGAGUUGAUUGUUAAAAAGAUCUUUAUAAAAUGCCAUUUUGUACAUACAUUUAUAUAUAUCUUUUUACUUAAAUGUACAAAGUAAUAGGAUAGAUUUAGAUGAAAAUAGCCUGUACUAUGCGUCAGAGGUGUCAUCAUUGUUCUUCUCUGUCAAAUUUGACGAGUUAAUACAGACAGCAUCUGUGUACAUAAAGAUACAAAACUAGGCAACUCUUGCACUUGUGAUUUUUAGAACUGGAAGGUAUGUUUUUGUUAUAUCUGUUUUGUGUCAAGUGUAGUUUUCUAUCAUGUUUGAUUCAGUAUCAUCCUUGCUGCAUCCAUACUUCUCACUCACAAACCUAGUUUUCUGCCGCAGAUGUAAGUCAAUUGCAUUUUCGUACAAAUAUGUAUUGAUAAGGGUGCUUGGCUAAAAACCACUUUUUCUUUUGGUUUUGUUUUUUUGUUUGUUUAUUUGUUUUUCAAUGCUGUUCUGUCUAAGAAACAAAUGUACCAAAAGACCACUUGAAGUAUUUUCCAUUUAUUGAAACAUAGCUGGCCAUUGAAACAGUACUGUUUUGUCAUGUUGUUUAUUCUGAUGAGAGAUACUUCAAAGAAACCAUUUUUACCUGCAUGAUUUUCAAGGUUGACUUGAAGUUUAAAGUACAAAUAUUAUCAAAAGAAGACCAGAUGAUUGGGUAGUUAUGUGAGUGAUUGUAUGUUAUAGUGAAUCACUCUGAAUCAAUGUUUUUUAUUCUUAAAACAAAAUAUUUUUGCCAUAUUGCAUCUUUUAAUCAGAAUCUAUUAAGUCAGUUGCAAUUUUGGCUUAUUGUAAUAACAAUUACCUAAAAUGAGAUUGUGGGGGAAUUGUUUAUGUAAUUUGUUCCUGUCAUCUUGCAAAUUUUCAUCUGCCUCUUUUCAGUAAGAGAGCCGACUGAUGUGCUACCGUUAUGUCAUUCUAUUUUAUUUUAUUUUGCAUUUAGUUUCAAAAUGGAUUGUCGUCCUCCUUUUCUGAGGAAGCAGUUUGCAAAUAUGCAUUGUUUUGUUUGUUUUCUUUUAAAAUUAAUUUUCUCAUUUGUUUGAUAAAAGAGUUCUGAAGUAGAUUCAAGCCUUCCUUUUCUUAGUAAGUUCUUUGCAAUCUCUUUUUGUUAAGAAUCUCUGCUGCUGUUCUGGUUUGUCAGCCUCAGCCAUUGUGUCAAAGAACUGAAUAAUUUUGUAUAUUCAUACUAUUUCAUGUCGUGAACAUGUCUGUAAAUUAUUUACUUUGUGAUAAAUAUUGUUAGAAAGUUAUUUAAACUUUUAUUUUAAUUUAAAAUAUGUCAUCACUGCUUUAAAUUGUGAUUAUUGGGAGGCAUUUCUCAUUAUGGGUGAUCUUCCAGUGCUUCCAUUUAGCUCUGCUUAAGAAGUUUUUUUCUUCUUCCCUGUAAAUCUCCUUUGAUUAAUUAAUUCUUGACCAUACCUGCUGUUCAUAUCACAUCAAAGGUUAACUUGCAUAUUACUGAUGAUUUACAGUAUCUGAAAGAACUGUUUUUUGACAAUACUGGAAUGUCACUUAUUCAUAAUAAGCUGCCUACAAUGAAGGUGAGCUAAUUAAUUUUUGAGUUGAUGAUGUAUGUAGUUCUUUGUGUUGACAUUCGACAAAGUGUAAAAAGUACUGAAUUUAUUUUAUUAUGCUAGAUAGUGAUUCGGUUAGGUAGGCCUGAAAUUUCGGGUGGAGCUGUUACAUGUAGUUGAUAGACAAUCAAUAAAACAUUGUAUUUGUACUUA